Rotaria sp. Silwood1 is the source of this 861-nucleotide messenger RNA. The record is from the annotation of a GenBank genome assembly. Lineage: Eukaryota; Metazoa; Rotifera; Eurotatoria; Philodinida; Philodinidae.
UUUUAGUGUCUUAAACGUAUACAUUUUGGUAAAUUAGCUUAUCGUUGUCAAACAUGUAAUGCUCUAUGUCAUACAGGUUGUAAAGAAAAUUGUACAACAUUAUGUUUACCAAAUAUUAAAACACCAAAUCGUGGUGCUGUAUCAAAAUUUAGUCCACGUGAAACAAAUCAAUUACAAAUACCGGCUUUACUUGUACAUUGUAUUAAUGAAAUUGAACAACGUGGUUUACAAGAAAUUGGAAUUUAUCGAUUGAAUGUUGUUGAAAGUCAAGUAAAAGAAUUAAAAGAACGAAUACUUAAAUCACGUACAGGUUUAUUUGAUUUAUCACAUUAUAAUGAUAUACAUUUAAUUUGUGGUGUUGUUAAAGAUUUUCUUCGUUCAUUAUCUGAAUCAUUAUUAACAGAUACAUUAUGGAAAUCAUUUUCUAAUGUUAUUGAUGAAGAAUCUUAUUUAAUAAAACAACAAAAAUUUGAUUUACUUAUUCAACAAUUACCAAAACCAAAUCGUGAUACAUUAGCAUUUAUUAUUCUUCAUUUACAACGUGUUUCUACAUCACCACUUUGUCGAAUGCCUAUAAUUAAUUUAAGUCGAACAAUGGGUCCAGCUGUUAUUGGUUAUUCAUCAAAACAUAUAUCAAAUAUUGAUCUUGUUGGUGAAACAUAUCAACAAACAAGAAUUCUUGAAUUUUUUCUUAAUAUGCCAUCGAAUUAUUGGAGUAAAUUUCUUGAAACUAAUAUAACAUCAACAUCAAUGAAUAAACAACAAAUUGGUACACCUAUUCUCAUUCGUGAACAUUAUUAUCAAACUACACCUAAAAUAAAUUAUCCAACUCCGUCAAAUACAUUUUUUUCUCCAAUUUAA